This is a messenger RNA of Clarias gariepinus (North African catfish), 2425 nucleotides long. RefSeq names its product muscleblind-like protein 1. Gene Ontology annotation, molecular function: metal ion binding. The record is from RefSeq and is a predicted model, not a curated record. The transcript is spliced from 11 exons. Bases 1067 to 2242 code for a protein of 391 amino acids. NCBI's taxonomy places the organism in Eukaryota, Metazoa, Chordata, Actinopteri, Siluriformes, Clariidae.
AGCAGAAGUUUCACAGCAACUCCGCUCUCUCCAAACACACACUCGGAAAGGUGAAGCUCUGCCGCCUGGCGUGGAUAAAUUACAUGUGACAUGUUUAGCAGGGCUGCCUUUUAUGGCGCACGCUCUAUCUCAGCACGAGAGAGUCCAGAGAGAGAGAAAGAGAGAGAGAGGGAGAGAGAGAGAGAGAGGGAGAGAGAGAGAGUGAGCAGCAGAGAGUCAGUGUAAGAGGAUCGUGAAGGGUUCACUUGCUCUCUUUGCAGCAGUCACUGGAGUCCGUACUGUACUGGAGCGGAGUUACUGCUACUGACAGACGUGCCUUUGACACCCGCUGCUGCUUGGACUGCUUGAAAGGGCAACACCCCCCCACCCCCCGCCCCCUUUUUUCCCGCUUCUGCCACCUGCUUCAGUGCCAAGUGAUGUCCGCAGUCCUGGAUGAGAACGGCCUCUGCUAAGCACCUGGUCGCCACAGCAACACCCUCCGCCCCCCUGCUGUGUGCCCCCAUGUUGCUUCUGGAGUCUGUGUCAUAAGGACAGAUUCAGGCAGUGUGUGUGUGUGUGUGUGUGUGUGCGUGUGUGUGCGUGUGUGUGUGUAUGUGUGAGUGUGUGAGUGUGUGUGUGAGUGAGUGAGUGAGUGUGGGUGAGAGGUGACUGCUACUGCCUCAUUCCACACCGCCGACUCUCUCCCUUUCUGCCCCCGCAACCACACGUAAUCAAUAAUGAGUUUCACCAUCCGUCUGGUCUGGCAGCGCAGCUGAGGAGAGACUGAGUGACAGCGGGACAGAAAGAGAGACGAGACGAGACAAGACGAGACGGAGGCCUCCGUAGAUAGAGGCUUCAAAAAAAAACAAACACAAAAAAAAAAACAGGUCACAACAAUGGGCCUCUGACUUUUGAUUUCUGAGUGCCUACAAACAGAAAAAGCCAAAACACAUCCAAAUCCGGUGUCUCUUUCUGAGGGCACUAACCCAACCACCAACUAGACGCAAAGCCCGUCUGUGCCAUCAUAUCGUCUGGAUUUUUCGGGUUUUUUUCUGUUUUUCCUUUUUCCUUUUGAUUUUAAGCCAAAAUGGCGGUUAAUGUGACGCCCAUCCGGGACACGAAAUGGCUGACGCUGGAGGUGUGCCGUGAGUUCCAGCGAGGCACGUGUUCCCGACCCGACUCUGAAUGUAAGUUCGCCCAUCCGGCCAAAAGCUGCCAGGUGGAGAACGGGAGAGUCAUCGCCUGCUUCGACUCCCUCAAAGGCCGCUGCUCCAGAGAGAACUGUAAGUAUCUGCAUCCUCCGCCCCACCUAAAGACGCAGCUCGAGAUCAAUGGAAGAAAUAAUUUGAUCCAGCAGAAGAAUAUGGCCAUGCUGGCCCAACAGAUGCAGCUGGCCAACGCCAUGAUGCCUGGCACACAACUGCAACCUGUGCCAAUGUUCUCUGUCACGCCCAGCCUGGCCACCAACGCCACAGCACUGGUUAACCCAUAUCUGGGCCCUGUGUCUCCGGGCCUGGUGCCCACUGAGAUCCUGCCCAGUGCACCUGUAUUAAUGACCAGCACCCCUAACGUCCCUGUGCCCGCUGCAGCCGCUGCUGCCGCCCAGAAGCUCAUGAGGACAGAUCGGCUGGAGGUGUGUCGGGAGUACCAGAGAGGUAACUGCACACGGGGCGAGAACGACUGCCGCUUCGCUCACCCGUCCGACAGCGCCAUGAUCGACACCAACGACAACACAGUGACCGUGUGCAUGGACUACAUCAAGGGCCGCUGCUCACGCGACAAGUGCAAGUACUUCCACCCUCCGGCACACCUGCAGGCCAAGAUCAAGGCCGCGCAGCACCAAGUCAACCAGGCGGCCGCCGCCGCUGCCAUGACUCAGUCGGCUGUCAAAUCACUGAAGCGACCCCUCGAGGCAACCUUUGACCUGGGGAUUCCACCCGUUUUGCCUCCAUUACCAAAGAGACCCGCACUUGAAAAAACCAACGGUGCCACGGCCAUGUUCAACACUGGCAUGUUCCAGUACCAACAGGCCCUGACCAACAUGCAGUUUCACCAACAGGCGGCUUUCAUACCAUCAGGCUCAAUAUUGUGCAUGACACCCGCAACGAGUGUUGUUCCCAUGAUGCACGGUGCUUCGGCAGCCACUGUGUCAGCAGCCACCACAUCCGCCACAAGUGUUCCCUUCGCAACAGCCACAGCCAAUCAGAUUCCAGUAAUAUCUGCAGAUCAUCUGACUAGUCACAAAUACGUGACUCAGAUGUAAGACUUCAAACAAUCACAUCCAAGUGUGCUUGUGUGCCGUCCAAAUUUUAGGAUCCACCCUUUACACACCAACCAAGAGCAGAAGAUAAGAAAAAAGUCAUGUCACCAUUCCCUGGAAUGACGGAAACACGCAUGCUAAUACUGUUAAGGAUUUGAUAUAGUUGAAAGUUUAAAAAAAAAAAAA